ACAUGAAUUUACGGUGCUGUGUAAGGGCAAAUGGCUGUUCAGUGAUGCCUUGUUUCAGAAACAUUCGCAAUGGCAGCCGCCAAGGAGGUGCAAGAGGCUGCUGCUACGGGUGCUGGGGAAGGGGCCACGGUGACUCUGGUGGCCGGGGACACGCGGCUGGAGGCGCACAGGGCCGUCCUGGCAGGCAGGAGCCCCGUGUUCGCCGCCAUGCUCUGCCAGGACACGCCGGAGGCCAGCAGCAGUGUGGUCACAAUCCCCGGCGUGGAGGGCCCGGUGCUGCACCAGCUGCUGGCCUACAUGUACUCCCUCCGUGCUCCCGAGGUGCCCCGCAUGGCCCCACAACUCCUGGCAGCUGCAGACAGGUACGGCGUGUGGGGGCUGAAGGUCCAGUGUGAGGAGCAGCUGGCCAGUCAGCUGUCAGCAGAGAACGCGGCGCGCACGGCGGUGCUGGCAGUGAGGCACUCCUGUCCCAGCCUCGCUGAGGUCGCUGUCGCCUUCAUAAAAGCCAACUCGCUGGUGUUUGCCACAGCGGGUUGGGCCGAUGCGGUCCUCAACCACCCUGAUGAGGUGGUCAAAGUGAGUCAGUUGCUCGGUGGGCCACUAACAGAAACCAGGAGCCUUCCUGGAAAGAAGAUUAGCCGAGGACUGAUCCAGGCAGCUAAGGGGGGGGCGGUGGAGGAGCUCAGGGUGCUUCUUGCGACAGGGGCGAAAGUGGGGGCGAGGGACGAGGACAUGUGA
Molecule: messenger RNA, 738 nt
Organism: Schistocerca americana (American grasshopper)
Lineage: Eukaryota; Metazoa; Arthropoda; Insecta; Orthoptera; Acrididae
Product: speckle-type POZ protein-like
Exons: 2
Coding region: 70-738 (222 amino acids)
Biological process (GO): proteasome-mediated ubiquitin-dependent protein catabolic process; regulation of proteolysis
Cellular component (GO): nucleus; cytoplasm
Molecular function (GO): ubiquitin protein ligase binding
Source: RefSeq, a predicted model, not a curated record